Messenger RNA from Plasmodium relictum, 9702 nucleotides. Its product is annotated as conserved Plasmodium protein, unknown function. NCBI's taxonomy places the organism in Eukaryota, Apicomplexa, Aconoidasida, Haemosporida, Plasmodiidae. The transcript has a single exon. The record is from RefSeq and is a predicted model, not a curated record. Bases 1 to 9702 code for a protein of 3233 amino acids.
AUGAAAAAAAUAAAGUGCUAUGGACGAUUUUUACCAGAACAAGAAUUUGAUAAAUAUAGAAAAGAAGAGAAAUAUUAUAUAAAAAAAGAAAAAGUCUUAACAAAAGUUUAUAACGAAAAUAAAUCAAAUUUAAAAAUUUAUAAUGACAUAUUUAAGGAAAGAAUUAAAAAUAUAUCUGAUGGAAUAAAUAACUUACUUGUUGUAUUAGAUAAUAAUGAAAAAGACUUAAAAAUGUUAACAUUAGGUAACUAUACUUCUUUAGGGAUUAUACAAUAUAUAAUAAAUGAUUUAGUGUAUAAUAAGAAAAAUGAUUAUAAAUAUGUUAUAAAAUUUAGCUAUUUUGAGAUAAUAAAAAAUUCUGUGAAAGAUCUCUUAAAAAAAUAUAUUUUUAUUGAAAAUAAUAUGAUUGAUGCUGAUAAUUGUUCGAGUUAUCUACCUAAAAAGUGUGACAAAAUAUAUUCUACAGAAAAUAACACAUUGAAUGUUAGAAUUCCCAUUCAUUUUUUAAAUAAUAUCAAAAAUGAAAACAAAUAUAACAAAUGUUGGAGUAAAAAUAUAGUAGAAAACGUUAUAAAAAAAGAAACUAAUAAUAUUUUACUUUAUGAAAAUGCUGAUAAUAUCAUAAAAGAAAAAAAAAUGCAAAAAUGCAAAAAACAUAGUACCAAAAUUAAAAAUACACAUAUAUGGGAAGAUGAUGAAAUUAAAAAAAUAUAUUUAAAUGAUAAAAAUAUAAAGCAUAUAUUUGAAUUACUAUGCAAAAAUAAGAAGAAAAAAGACAGAAGAAGUGUAACUUUUAAAAUUUUUGAAUUUAAAAUACAAUCAAUGAAAAAAUAUAGCAAUGAUAAUAAAGAUAUAAAAAAUAGUUCUAUAAUCAUAAUUGGAGUUAAUAACAUUAAAAAUGUAAAUUGUUUUAAAAAGAAUUUUUUAUAUUACUUUUUUGAAUUUUUUUUAAGAAUAAAAGAAAAUUCUUAUAAUAAAGAAAAAUCUUUUUUUGAUACUAAGAAAAAAGCUAUGAUAAUUAAAUAUUUAAAUAGUCUAAUAAAAUUAAAUAAUUGUUCUGGAUCUUUAAAUAUCUUAAAUUCUUUUUCUUUUGAAUUAAACUUCUUAUAUAUAUCGAAUAAUUUUUAUAAAUAUAGAAAUAUAAAUAAAUUUAUUUAUGUCUAUUUAAAAGAUUUAAAUGAAUCGGAAUACUUUUUAAAACCAAAUACAAUAAUGUAUUUAGAUAGUGAAUUCUAUAAAAUAACGGAAACUAUAUAUAUGUUUAAAUGUUUAUUAAAUUAUUACGAUGAGUUCAAAUCAUCAAAUAAAGAAAUUUAUAUAAAAUAUUUAAAUCUUGUGAAUUAUUUAAUAAAUUUAGAGUCAUCAAUUAUUAAUAUUCAAAAUAAAGAAACAUAUUAUUCUAUAGAAAAUAAUAUCAAUCACAUUUUAAAUAUAUACUAUAAUACCUCUGAAACAAAUGAAUGUGUUAAUAUAAAAAGAAGUUCUUCAAUUAAUAUGAGAAACAGCAUUGUUCUUGAUAAAGAAAUAAGAAAUAUAAAUAUAAAUAAAAAGAAUGAUGAUAAAAAAUCACAUAAUAAUAAAUUUAAAAAACAGAAUACUAAAUAUUUAGGGAAAAUCUACGAAGAUGAUCAAAAAAUUGAAAUCCCUAAAGCUUUAGAUAAUUCUAUACCAAAAGAAAAUUCUGAGAAAUAUAAAAUACAUAUAAAUUUAAAAAAUAAUAAAUAUGAAAUAUUUGAUAAUGAUAACAAUAAAAAUAAUAAUCUAGAAAAAGAAAAAAUUAAUUUAAAAAUGAAAUUUUGUAAAAAUAAUAGAGUUAAUGAAACAUUUUUCAAUGAUCUAACAUGCGAAAAUAAUAAAAUUAAAAAAAAAAAAUUGAUAAAAAAAAAAAAUUUCUUAGAAAAUGAUAUGAAAAAUAAUGAUUCUUAUAUAAAUAAUCUCAAAAACAUGAAAAUGAAUUUGUUAGAAACAACUCCUAAUGGAGAUAAUAUAAAUGAUAUGAUAAAAUAUAAAAUGAAAGAUGCCUAUUCAUUUAUUAAAAAUAAUAAUUUUAUAGACAACAGAAAUAUGGAUUCAUUAAAAUGUAAACUAAAAAUAUGUGUUCAUAAUGAUAUAAAUUUAAAAAAUGAUUUUUUCAAUAUUGAAGACUAUAAAGUAAAUUUAUAUUCUAAUAAAAGAGAGUUAAAAGAAAAAAAUAAGAAAAUAAAAAAUGUGAUAUUAAAAAAGAACUUAAAUUAUAAAAGUAUUGAUUUAAAAACUAGGAAUCUAUUCAAUAAUACUAUGAAUAACGAAAAUUAUGAUAAAUCUAUUGUUAUUGGGAAACAAAAAAAGAAAAAAUUUCUUUUUAACAAUGAUCUUGGCAUAGUAUAUUUAGAGGAGUCUAUUAGUUCAUCAGAAGAAAAAAAUAAAAAAAUUAUCUUAUACAAUAUUAGGGAAAAUAAAAAACUUCUAAAAAAAAUAUCUUCAGAUAUUGAAAAAAAAAAAAAAGUAGAUAAAAGGGCGAACAUUUUAUUUUCUGAAGUAAAUAAAUACUUAGGUGAAAGAUACGAUAAAAAAAAUUUAAGUGAUGAAAAGCAUAAGAUAUUGUUAAAAGAAAAAGAAAGGAGGGAUUAUCAAAAUAAAAUUAUAAAUGAAGAAAAACAAAUCAAGAAAGAAGAGAAAAAAAAGAAAAAGAAAAAAAAGAAGGAAAAGAAAGAAAAUGAGAAAAUAAAAAAACAUUGUAAUAUAGAAAAAAAUAUUAUAGAAAAUAAAAAUGGAUAUAAAAAAGAAAAUAGUAAUUAUCCUUUGAAUUUACAAACAAAUAAUAAUUAUGAAAAUAAUUUGUUAAGUAAAAAAAAACAUAAAAUGAAUAAAAUUUUAAAUCCACAUGAAAAUAAUAAUAGUAUAUCACUAGAUAAAAAAAUUGCAUAUGAAGAAAGCACAAGUUCAAAUAGUUAUUCAUCUAGUUUUAUUGCGGAUAAAAAAAAAAAAAAAGGAAAUCAUAAUUCAGACAAACGUACACCAAACUUUUAUGUAUUGCUUAAUUCAAUUGAUAAAAAUAAAAAAUACUCCACGAAAGAUUGUUUUAAAGACAAAAUUAAAUAUAAUUUUAAUAAUUCAAAUUAUAGUACUAAUGACAUAUUAGAAAAAAAGAAUAAUGUUGAAGACAAAAAAAAGAAGGAAUAUUGCAAUGAAACAUUAAAAAACUUAGACGACAAUUUUAAAAGUUCAAAUAAAGUUUCUACUAAAAGCAAACCCAAUAAAUCUAAUUAUAAUAAUUUUUUUUUUUCAAAUUCAGAAAUUAUAAGUCCAGAUGACGAAUUUGAAGAAACAAAUAAAAACAAAGUGUAUAUAGAAAAUGAAGACUUAGUUCAUAGAUAUUAUGAUAAAUACAAAACCAUGAAUAUUACUGAUAGAUAUAUUUAUAAAAAUAAAGAAUUUCCUAUUAAUAAUCAAGAAUGUUUUCAAGUAAUAAGCAGUUGUAAUAAGGAUAUAAAAAAGAAAAAGAAUUUAAGUAAAAAUAACUUAAAUGGGAAUAUUAUAGAAGUGUGUGAAAAACAAAUGCAUUUGAAUAAUUCUAAUGAAAGUGCAUUCUCAUUUUCAUCAAAAAAUAUAAAUGAAUUUUGUAUCAAAAAUAAUAAUUCAAGGAAUAAUCAAAAUAUUAACAAAGAAAUAGUGGGUAAAUUAAAUUUAUUUAGUUUAAAUAGUAAAUCAUCAUCUGAGGAACUAAAAAAAGAAGACAAUAAUAAUUAUGUUGAAGAAUUAGAAAAAGAAAAACAGGAAAACAAAAAAGAAAAUAAUGAUAUAGAUAAUGAAAUAAAUAAUUCAAAUAUAUCAUAUCAAUCUUCAACGAAUUACAAUAAUAAUAGCAAUGAAGUUUAUGUAAAAGCAAUUAACAAAAAUAUAAUACAUUAUCAUAAAAGUAUUAAAAAAUUAAUAAAAAAUCACAUAAAAUUACUGAAAAAAAAACAUAAGGAAGAUACUAAAGAUUUAAUGCUUUUAAAAAAGAUAAAAUUUGCAAAAGGUGUUUUAAAUGAAUAUGCAAAUUUAUUGAAUACUGAUUGUAAUGAUAAAGAUCAUAAGUUUUUAUUACGCCAUAUUAUUAUAGACAGUAAUAAACAAGGAAAAAUUGGAGAAAAAAACCUAUCAAAAAUGAAUGAAAGUAAUGUUAAUAAUAAUAAUAAUGAAGAUAAUAAUAAUAAUAAUAAUAAUAGUAAUAAUGAUAAUUAUAAUAAUAAUAAUAAUAAUAAUAAUAAUAAUAAUAAUAAUAAUAAUAAUAAUAAUAAUAAUAAUAAUAAUAAUAAUAAUAAUAAUAAUAGUAGUAAUAAUAAUAAUAAUAGUAGUAAUAAUAAUAAUAGUAGUAAUAAUAAUAAUAAUAGUAGUAAUAAUAAUAGUAGUAAUAAUAAUAAUAAUAGUAGUAAUAAUAGUAAUAAUAACAAUAAUAAUAAUGUAAAAAAUCAAUUAAAGGAAGUGUCAUUAUAUGAGUUAUCGAAUGAUAACCAUAGUUAUUUAAUGAAAAAGUUUAAUAUAUUUAGAUAUUUAGUAAAUGAAAACUCUGAAAAAGGUAUAAAUAAAAGAGAACAUGAAAUUAAUAAAAAAGAAAUAAAUAGAAGCAGUAAAAAUAUAAUGAUUAAAAAUACAGGAAGUUUAAAUGGAGAAGUUAAAGAUUAUGAAAAUAAAAUAAAAAAUGAAAAAGAAAAUUUUAUUUUAAAUUCAGAUAAAAUGCACUCAAAUGGAGGCAUGAAAGAUAAUGGUAAUAAUAGAAAUUAUAAUAAUCCAUCCUUAAAAAAAAUAAAUAAUUUUUUUGAAAAUAUAAAAGAAAAUGAAAAAUCUCCCUCAAAAUAUAAUCAUUAUUCACAUUUAGAAAACAAAAAUAACAAAAAAAUUAUUUAUGAUCCAAAUAAGAAUUAUCACAACGAUCAUUAUAAAAAAAGUUGCUGUAGUUAUAUUAAUAAUCCCCAGAAAAUGAACAGUAUCUAUGAUAAAAAUUAUUACGAUAAUAAAAACGCAAAAAGCGAAUAUGAAAAUAAUUUAUUAAAUAAAAUAUUUUCAGAAAAUGAAAAUUACGAAUCCUUUAAAAAUUUAAGUAAAAAAAAAGCAUCACUUACUAAAAAUGAAAGUUCUAACACCCGUACUCAUUGUUACAGUGAAACUCCUAUAACUGAUGAAUCCUUGGAAAUGGGUGAAUAUAUUUCUUCUAAGGAGGCUACUAAUUCUGAUUUUGAAAAUAAAAUUAUUUUAAAAGAUAAAGAAAAUGUAUUUCCUAAUGAUAACCUUGAUAGAAAAAGAAAAGACCCUAAAAAAUUAAUACAUAAAAAUAAAAGGCGUAGUUCACAUAACCAUUUUUUGGAUCCUUAUAAUAGGAUGAAUAUUUUUUCAUAUUUUUCCGAUGAUAAAAUAAAGGGCAAAAAUAAACAAAUUUUAUUUGGUAAAUUCAUAGAUACUGUAGAAAAAAACAGUAUAUAUAGUAUCGAAAAAAAAUUGAAAAGGCGUAAUCUUAUAAAUAAUAUGAAAUGUAGAGAAUUAGAAUUAAACGAAGAUGAAAAUAAUAAGGAUACAUUUUAUUUUAGAGACCUUGAUAAAACUUUUGAUUAUGAAAUUGAGAAUUUGUCAAGACACAAAAAGAAAAUAAUUGAUGAAAUAAAAAAUAAGAAAGAGAUGCUCAAAAAAUCCAUAAAAAAGGAGGAAGAAAAACUAAUUGAAAUUCAACGUAAAAAAGAAAAAAUGAAUUAUUUUUUAGUGAAUGAAUCAAAAAAAUAUAAAGAACAAAAAGACAAGGCCACAAGAGCUAACUGUAUGCUUCUUAAGAUACAGUAUUUGGAAAAGCAAAAAAAAAAAAAAUUAAAGGAAAUUAAAUUUGAACUUCAAAAACUAAUAUGCUUAAAAAAAAAUGUGUACACAUAUUUAAUGAAAGAAAAUAAUUUGAAAGUUAAAAAUUACAUAAAAAAUAAACGAAACAAAAAUUCAUCUGACUCAUCUUUAUGUCAUAUAAAUGAAAAUAAUAAGGAAAAUAAAAAUGAUUAUCAUGAGACAUACAGUUCCUAUUUUAGUGAAAUAAAUAAAAAUUACGAAAAAAAAAAAAGUAAAAUUAAUAAGACAAAUAUAGCAAAUGAAAAUAAACAAGAUGAUAGUAUAAUAAAAAUAAAAGAUUAUAAAAUUGAAAAAGAAGAAAGAAAAAGCAAUAAAUCUCUUAUGGAAGAAGAAAGUGAAGACAACAUAGAAAAAAAUUUUGAAAAAAAGUUACGAAUGAACAAAAAAAAAUAUGUACAGUUGUUGCGCGAAAAUAAUAGAAAAGAAAAAAAAAAAAAUGUUGCACAAGAUACUACUAAUUUUCCAAUGAAUAUAAAUUUAAAAAAAAAAUAUAUUGAUAAUAAUAAUAAUCUAAAUAAUGAAAAUAAUAAAAUAAAAAAUUCAAGUAUUUUUUCAAAAUUUCCUGAAAAUAUUCAGAAAAAUAAAAGAAAUAAAAAUAUUUUGGUUGGUAUAGAAAAUAAAAGAGAUUUGUCAUCUACAUUUUCUGAAGAAAAUUUGAAUGAAGUUGAUUUUCAUGAAAAAAAUUCAGAAAACUUAAGUGUAUUUCUUAAAAAAAAUUCAAGCAAAAAUACAUCAAAAGAUAGUAUCAUUAAAAAUAAUCAUAAAAUAAAAAUAAAUGACACUGACUUAUGUGAAAACCAUUUAAAAGAAAAAAAUAAAAUAAAUAAUACAAAUAAAAAAUUUAUACGAGUUAAUGUGCAAAAACAAUCUUUGGAUUCUCUUAAAAAUUUUGAUGAUACAAUAAACAUUAAAAAUAGCACUGAAAAUUCUUGUAAAUUAAAUUCAAGUGAAAUAAAUAAGAAAAAAAAAGACAAUAUAUGUAAUUUUAUAUACCACAAAAAUAACAACUUGGAUGAAAAUAUUUUUAGAUCAUACAGUUAUUCUAGUUGUGAAAACAACAUAAAAAAUGAAAAUAAAGAAAAUAUAAAAUUAACUUACAAAAAUAGAAAUAUAUGUAACUUACCUAUUAAUUCGAAUGAUUUUAUAAAUAAAUUGACUAAUUCACAAACUAGUAUAUAUAGCAACAAAAACUUAUCUUCUGAUAAUAUAUAUGAAAAAAAAAAAAAUCUGAAUAAUUUCUCAGAUAAAUUUUAUCAUAAAUCAUCAAAAAACAAAAAUAGAAAAAUACGUAACACGAGUAAUAAGAAGAAAAAUAAAUUAAACAUAGAUAAUUCAAAACUAGAGGUAUUAUCUACUUCUAAUUAUUCAUAUGAUAAAAAAUUAAAUAAAUUAGCAUUUGAAGAAAAUGCUAAAAAUACAAAAAAAUUUAAAGUAGGAUUAGAGAUUCGUAAAAAGAAAAACAAAAGAAAAGAAAAUUCUUUUCAUAAAAACUCAAUAAAUAAAAUUGGAAAUAUAAAUAUUAACAUAAAAAAAUUAAUUAAAAACAAAAAGGAAGAAAAUAAUUUUUCAGAUUCCAUAAGUUAUAUAGAAAAUAAAGAGAGAGAAAAAAAAAAAAAAAAUUUAGGAAAAAGGUUUUUGUCAGAAAUACCACAUAAUGGACUUCUAAAUAUCAACAUUUCAAAUAAAAAAAUGAAUCCAAUAAAAGAUAAUUAUUUACAUAGAAAGGAUUCUUUUGUUAAAAAUAAUCAACAAAUAAAUGUACCAUUAGAAUAUUCUUUAAAUAACAAUCGUCAGAGUUAUAAUUUAAAACCUGGAUAUAGGAAAAGGAGCUUUUACCAACCUUCAAAUAUUUAUAAUGAAAAUGUACCAAAUUCAAAUAAUGAAUAUAUGAUGUACAUAAAUAGAAAUAAUGGAAUUAUUUUUGAUUAUAAAAAUAUAAGUUCUAAUGAAAAUAAAUACUACAAAAAUAAUUAUUUUAAUCCUAACAAUUUAGUACAACAUGAAAUACCAUCUAGAAAUAGGAAAUGUAUUCCUGCAAAUAAUGAAAAUGCAAAUAUUAAAAAAAUAACUAAUAAAAAGAAUGAAAAUAUUGAUAAAAUUUCAAUUAAAACUACUAUAAAUAGGCCUAAAGGGGCAACCAUCCCUUGCAUUAAUUACGAUACAAAUAAAUAUAAAUUUAAAUUAGGAUGGUGGAACUUUGGAGAAAAGUCUAAGCUGUUCUCUAAAAUCGAAAAUUAUAAAGAAAAUGUAAAAGAAAAAUACUAUAAACAUAGAAAUGAAUGUAAAAACAGAUCAUUAACCACUACAACAAAUAAAUAUUUUACAAAAUUUUUGCCAAACGAAUAUUUUUAUAUUCCUGUUACAAAUAAAAACUAUUUUAAAAGUAAAAAUUCAUUACGCAUAAAAAGUAACCCCGUUAGUGAUUUUCAUAAAUUAAAUUUAAAACCUAUAACAGGAUUUAUGCAAUCAUAUAAAAAAGAAAAAGCAAAAAAAAGUGAACCACGGAAAGCAGUGAUAAAAUUAUCAAAGAUACCAUAUGCUAUAAAAGAUUAUAAAUAUAUAUAUGAAAACAAAAAUAAAAGUAAACAAGGAUUAAGCUUAGGAAAAGUAGAUGUUAUUAUUUCAGAUGAUGAAGGAUCUAACUUAAAUGAUACAUCAGGUUUUUUUGCCACAAUAUCUAAAAGAAAUGACGACGAAGAUAAAUCUAAAGGUAUUUUAUUUAAAUAUAGGAAAAAAUUAAAUGAUAAAAUCUCAAAUAAUGAUACAAAUAAAAGCAAAAGCAGAAAAAAGGGAAUUCAGGUGAGAUUAAAUAACGUCAUAUGUGAUAGAAAUAAAGAAAGAUACACUAUAAAUAAAUGUGUAGAAUCAUCUGAAGAAUAUGAAAAUUCUAAUGAAAAAUCAGAAACGGAAUGGGAGGAUAAUAAUAAUUUGAACAAAAAGAAAACUAGAAAAACUGUAGUCACAGUAAAAAAAUAUAAAAUAUCUUCAGAUGGAUCAAAUUUUUCAAAUCAAAUAAAUAAAAAUAAUAAAAAAGGAAAAUUAAACUAUUUAAACAAGAACGUAAGCAAUAAAAAUACGGAAGAACCUAUAAAAAAAUACAAGAUUAAACUUAAAACAAAAAAAAAAGAAAAAUGUCACAAUGAGGAAGCAAAUAGUUUUAGUUCAUCAUCUUAUAAAAAAAUUUACAGCAAGAAAUAUGAAGAAUCAAAUUAUAAAUCUAAUAAUAGUUCAUAUAGUAUAUCAUCAAUAAGUAGUCAAAAUAAAUUAAAUGAAAAUGAAAUUUAUGAAAAAGAGUAUGCAAAAAAAUAUUCUAAAAACAAUUUUAAUGAUAAUAGCGGUGGAACAAAUAAUAAAAAAAAUAGUAACGAACAAAGAAACUUUGUUGAACUAAAUUAUAAAAAUGUAAAUUUAAACAGAAAAAAAGGUUACUUUGAUUAUGAUAGUGUAUAUGAUGAAAAUGAUUCAAAUAGUUACGAAGAAAAUAGUUUAUAUAAUGAAAAAAAAUACAAUAAUAAUUUAAGGAUAAAUUAUUCGAAAAAAAAAUGUGAAAACAACAUAAAUAAAAAUUCAAAAAAUUAUUCAGACGAAGAUAUUUCAGGAGAUUAUAUGGGUAAAAAAUGCUCAAAUGCAAGUAGUUCAAGCCAAAACAAUUCAAGUGAAAAUGAUAAUUAUCAAAAAAAUGAAAAAGAAAAAUGCGAUUGUAAAUAUUCUCAUUUUAAUAGACAUUAUAAUUUUAAUAACAAAAAUUAUCAAGUACCAAAUAAAAACAUGCAAUAUCAUGAUUCACCAGAUAACAAGUAUUACGGUGAUUACAUAGAAAAAGAAUAUGAUGAAAACAUUUAUGAAAAUUAUUAA